GGUUAUGCAUGGGCCUUUGUUAGCACUUUUGCACAGCAAAUUCUUAGAACCCAGAUAGCUGAUUGGUAUUCAUUAUAUUCAAUGAAUAGACACUUUGGCAUCCUAUUUAUCCAAUGAAUGCGAGGAUCGCAAACCAAAGUGGCUGUGAAUUGUUCACAGAAAGGAGGGAAACGGUGCCAGUUUUCUUGAAUGUGGCAGGCAUACUUGGAGAGAAUCCUUCCCCUGCUCUUCAACCGGCUCAUUGACCAGAAGGAAACCUCACGCAAGAUGUCUGCGCGAAUCCUCAAGACAGCGGCAGAACUGUACCCUAUUGAGCUUCUCCUACCUGCCUUGCUGCGAUCUUUGGAUGAGCAGCGGUCGCCAAAGGCAAAGAUGGCAGUCAUUGAGUUUGGAGUCUCAGCACUCAAGAGACCGAUGGGAAUUGGUGAACACAUUCCUAUAGUGCAUGCUGAUGUGGUGCUGCCACUGGUCUUCAUUGAUGAUGUGGCAUAUGCCACCUAUCUCGACUGCUGACAUGGCACUGUUCACGCUGUAUACAUGAGGUGGCUGGUUGCGAGGAGGAAGAAGAUCAGGAUCUGUGGAUGAAGGAGGUCGGUUACUCACCUGAGGUUGACGUCGUCACUGGAAUCUGCUAUGUCUUCAUGGUCUUCACGAGAUAAAGUGCCACGUGGCAC
Messenger RNA from Chara braunii, 674 nucleotides. The record is from the annotation of a GenBank genome assembly. Lineage: Eukaryota; Viridiplantae; Streptophyta; Charophyceae; Charales; Characeae.